This is a messenger RNA of Asterias rubens (European starfish), 3470 nucleotides long. RefSeq names its product insulin gene enhancer protein isl-1-like. Gene Ontology annotation, molecular function: cis-regulatory region sequence-specific DNA binding; DNA-binding transcription factor activity, RNA polymerase II-specific. NCBI's taxonomy places the organism in Eukaryota, Metazoa, Echinodermata, Asteroidea, Forcipulatida, Asteriidae. The coding region runs from base 873 to 2051 and encodes 392 amino acids. The transcript is spliced from 5 exons. Gene Ontology annotation, cellular component: nucleus. The record is from RefSeq and is a predicted model, not a curated record. Gene Ontology annotation, biological process: positive regulation of transcription by RNA polymerase II; axonogenesis; neuron fate specification.
UGACGAUCAGAACAGCCACAGCAGCAGAACGGCCUGAGUCAUCAUCAUCAUCGGGUGCGUGCGUGUGGCUAGUAGUAUCGCUCUCGGUCUCUUACACAAACAAACGACCAAUAGGCAACCGUUGUUUCCCCAAGAGCAGUGUCACGUGUAUGGAUUCGUUAAGACGAUUGACCAAUCACGGGUGAUGUGUUACUUGGCAGUGGACGUUUCGAAGCUUGUGUUGUGUAUCUAUCCGUCCCUUCAGUUGAAUGAACACCAUACCGGCUCAAGGCACGGGUACGUAGUAGUACGCUCAUACAGUGAAGGCUAGAAAAGACCACCCAUCCAGUCUGCAUAUAACAGCCCACCGGACCGGUGAUGUAAGGUGUUGUGUUUUUUAGGGGCUGGCUCUCGCAUGAAAACAGAAGACGGCAAAUUGGUGUUGCUCUCAUCAGCAGGAUCAUUUAUCGUUGUGCUCCUCAACAGAAUGGUAGUCUCUAAACCCAAGAUGUUAUAAGCGAACCAUUCCUAUUAUUGCUGUGAUACACACCAUUGAACACCAUCAUACUACACCAAGUUUGUUUAGCGGUGUUCCGCGCUACCUGGCAAGUAUAGAAUUUAGUUUUUACACUUCAUCGCAAGUUUACGGUAAACACUCGUCAUUAGAAUACGUGUUUCUUGAACUGAAUCCGUACCACAUAUUUUGUUUCACCACCAACAAACACCAACGUCUUUCAACCCGAACGCUUGUUGUGUUGUUCUUUUUUUUUUUUAAACACACGGAUUUUAUACCCUGACGAUCAUCAGAAAACUACGGGGAAAAGGACACUGUUGGUGUCAUCACCAACACACCCCCAGGAAAAAUAGGUGUGCUUACGGACAAGACUUUGACCAUGUCAAGUAUAACCCUGUCAGUAUAUCCUCCAGAGCAGCCCGGUGAGAAACGCCGGGUAUCAUGCUGUGUGGGAUGUGGGGGCCAGAUUCAGGACCAAUAUAUACUGAGAGUAGCCCCGGACUUAGAGUGGCAUGCGGCCUGUCUCAAGUGUGGUGACUGCGACGCCUAUCUGGACGAAACAUGCACGUGUUUUGUACGGGACGGCAAACCUUAUUGCAAGAGAGACUACCUCAGGUUGUUCGGAACUAAAUGUGCAAAGUGCAGUCAAGGCUUCGACAAGAACGACUUUGUCAUGCGAGCAAGAAACAAAAUCUAUCAUAUCGAGUGCUUUCGUUGCGUGGCCUGUAGCCGGCAACUCAUCCCUGGGGACGAGUUUGCGCUUCGAGAAGACGGCCUAUUCUGCAAGGCUGAUCAUGAAAUGUUAGAGCGGAGUGGAGCGGCCUCUGACAGUAGUGUGGUGGUUACCAGCGGAGGUAGCACCAAUAAUAACAAUGGGAAUCAUCGUAAUUAUAUGAAUGACGAUGAUCUCCUCAUCCCAUCGCCUACAGGGAGACAAAACAGCCAUUCCGAACCCAUGCCCAACCGGACCGUUCGCUCGCACUCCCAUAAACAGGAAAAACCCACUCGGGUACGGACAGUGCUCAAUGAGAAGCAACUACACACUUUACGAACAUGCUACAAUGCCAACCCCAGACCGGAUGCCCUAAUGAAGGAACAGUUAGUCGAGAUGACGUCGCUAAGCCCGCGGGUCAUCAGGGUGUGGUUCCAGAACAAGAGAUGUAAAGACAAGAAGAGGAGCAUCCUCAUGAAACAAAUGGCUGAGCAGAGUGCUAAUAAGGACCCCAACCGAAGGGUGCAGAACUUCAACGGUGUACCCAUGGUUGCCUCGAGCCCCGUCAGACACGACUCCCAGAUUCAGGGGAACCAGGUUGAAGUUCAAAGUUACCAACCUCCGUGGAAGGCACUUAGUGACUUCGCUUUGCAAAGUGAUAUCGAACAACCCCCUUUCCAACAAUUGGUUAAUUUCUCGGAGCAGAACCUCGGGCAGUCUAAAGACAUGAGAGACGACAACUCGGCCAUCAUGAGCUUACCACCAACGCCCGACUCGUCAGACCGUAUGCACUCUGGUUCCAACGGCCACAUGGACAGGAUGGACUCGCUCAGUGUCAGUGAUUGACAGUGAUUGACGCGGAUUCUCGGACUUUUCAUCCCUGUACUAUAAAACAAAAUAUUGUAAACUGAAAAAACGUCUCACUGUGUGAAUACGAAGUACUGAAACUUUAUGUGGAACUCUUAUUUAUGUUGAUAACUUUGCAAUGUGGAGUGGGGAAAUGUUGUGUGGACUCAAUCGUCGGUGGAUCGGACUACUUCAAACCCCUGGGUGAAUCGUGUCCAAAAUGGUCGGACUCCAAGAUAAAAAAAAAACCAUCUUGGACUGGACGUGAGUGUCCAGCCAGUCCAGCCAGAACUUGUUUACCGGUCAGUUGUAUUGGGUAUGAAUUAACGAACUGUACAACACUACGGUAAAGCAUGACCUUUGGUCAAUCACAAGAUACAAACAUGAAAAACAAGCUACUCAAGAUUUUCAACGGUCCACCCUCUGGAUGACGUGUGUCGUCAUCAAUGCAGCUGCGCAGAUGUUCAUUUUCACGCCAAGUGCCAUGUUAGGCAUCAUCAGGUCAUCUGCAAAAUCAUUACGUCAUCGAUAGUCAUCAAUGUACAUGAGCUCAAAUCAUCAUUCGUGUCUCACCAGUGGAUCUGGUAUCCUUGUCAUUGACUGCUGGCUGCAGUGCAAACUUUAUAAGGAACCAGACUAUUCUAUAGUUACUGUUUUGCCUUUCUAUGGACGAAAAACAAAAUGGCUGACUAUUAUUUUGACAGACUUUCCGAAUGGGUUUCUAGAUCAGAAACAUGUGAAAUAUAAUUCUUAGGGAGGGUCACUUGGUUUCACUACGCAAUAUGUCAUACGAUCAUAUUGUGCAAUCUGGUUGCUUUAUCAAUACACUCCAGUGUAUUGUUUUUUCGUAGGACGUUGCAUUGGAAAUGCCUUGCAAAGAAUUUUCAACCACUGUUAUGUUUUCUGGAAGAUUUUAACGUCUGUAUAAGAUUGCAGUUUGGACAAUGAACUUUCCGAGUCCGAAAAAGAUGUAAUGAAUUUACAGUCAAUUAAUGUCAUCCAUUUGGUAUAUAUUUAUUUAAAUAAAUGAAAGGGACGUUGUCGCAAUUAAUUAAUUAAUUCCUUUUGGAAUUCCUACUAAGAUAAUAUGGGUCAAUUGUUUGACCGACUGUACAGAAAUUUAAAAAUCAAACAUAUUUUCAAAAAUCUCUUGGUAUUUUGUCAUUGAUAUAAGAUAUAUAAUUUCACGUAGAUCUUUCAUCCACUAUACAUUGUUUUAAUUGGUGUAUAUGUUGUGAUCAUUUUUAGACAUUAAGUUCAUUGACAACCUUAUUGUGCUUAGGUUUGUUAAUACUCGACCAAUUCAACCUGUUACAUGUAGCAACAACACAUCACUCAAACGAACUCAAAGGCACUUGACACGUUUGGUAAUUGGCAAAGACCAGUAUUCUCACUUGCUGUAUCCCAAAAUAUCCAUAC